Seminavis robusta is the source of this 1419-nucleotide messenger RNA. Lineage: Eukaryota; Bacillariophyta; Bacillariophyceae; Naviculales; Naviculaceae. The record is from the annotation of a GenBank genome assembly.
GCUUGGAUGACGGACAAGGAAAUUAGACGACUGAAAGCUCUUCACGACUGCCAGGCGUGUAAGAUUCCGAGAAGGAUUUAUUGGGUGUGUCGGAUUGGUGGCAUAAAUUGGGCUCGAAAAAUUGACUGGAACGUCUUCUCUUCAGAUCCAGGACGAACCAAAGAAGUGAAAGGCAGGUUCGCUGGUUGGGGCAAACAGUUACUGGUACCACUGGUGUAGCAAGAUAAUAGCCACCCUCACUUUUGCAAAGACCAAGCGAAGUUUUUGCUGCACGGAAGAAGAUGAAGUUGUUUUUGCAAUAUGGAUUGAUGCUACUGCUCUCGCUGCAACAUGUAGCGGCAGGAGCAGAAGCUCAAACCUGUUCGGCCACCGAUGGCGCUGUUUGCGCAGACGAUGAAGCCAUGCUUCGCCCCAACAUGAUGGACGAGGUUUCCUCUCCCGAUUCCAAGCGCGCCUUGAACAAGUUGAUCUUUACUCGCAUUGCCAAGGAAUAUGAUUUCAUGACCGCGGCGCUCUCCUUUGGAUUGGAUGGAAGUUGGAAACGUCAAAUGCUGGCCAAAAUAUCGGAGUUUUUGGCAGACUCGGAGCCACCUACGCUUUGCGUCGACUUGGCCUGUGGAACGGGUGAAAUUUCCCUACUCGUUUCCAAAACAUUUCCCGGCGCAAAAGUCAGGGGUAUCGAUCUGACUCCAGGAAUGAUUGAAAUCGCCAAGGAACACGAAAAAACAAACCCCAAUGUCAAAUUUGAAGUGGGUGAUAUGACCAACUUGACUUUCAAUGGCAUUGAGGACAAUUCCGUCGAUGUGAUUACCGGAGGAUACGCCAUUCGCAAUGCUCCCGAUUUGCGUGUGGCGCUCAAGGAAAUUCAUCGCAUGUUGAAGCCGGGUGGCAUUGCUGCCUUUUUGGAUUUUUCCCGUUCGUCGAAACCAAUUCUUUCCACAAUGGGAUACUGGGCCCUCAAGGUUCACGGUAGUUUCUGGGGCUUGGUGAUGCACGGAAAACCUUGGGUUUACGGAUACAUUGCUGAUAGUUUGAAGAAAUACCCAGACCGAGCUUCCUUGGCCGUCGUCAUGGAAGAGGAGGGCCUCGCCGUCACCCACAGGCAACUUCACAUGUUUGGUUUGCUCGAGACUGUCCACCUCAAGAAAAAGGUGUAAAUUCGUUUUCUGAGCUGUUGGAAUUUUGUAGAAGCAGCAAACGAUGGACACACAAGGGCGAUAGAAUGCGUUGACGGACUACACACAAAAAAAGGGUAGGUAUUCAUAGAACCGCCAAUGAUCAGAAAGAAAAAAGCAAGUUGGAAAAUCAGAAGGUUCAUUUUCUCAAGAAAUCGACCAACUAUUCAUUGUUCUCGUUUGGGAUUGCUGCGGUAGAAGAGGCACGUUGGAAUAAUAGCUAGUAAAAGGUUUUCUCUUUUGG